UUCUGUUUAUGCACGUGCGCGCUAUUUCGAUUUGUUUGUGGUAAAUUUAUUGUUUAAAUUUUUAAAUAUUUUCUGGGUAUUCUAUAAGUUUGUGGCUAAAAAUGAAGUGGUCUACAGCAAAUUUAAAAAGUCCAAACUAUACAGAAAAUCACGAGAUAUACGUAGGCACUAGUACCGGCACGUUCAAAAGGUUUGUUCCUGCUUUUGAGGAUAAUCCUUUUGUUCAACGUAAUCUAUACGAUAUUAAUCAGCUUGAGAAAGACGAUAGGGUUACUGCGCUUUCUUUUGGGAAUGAUACCUCAGAGAUUUUUAUUGGGCGGGCAAAAGAAAGUGUCCACAUGCAUUCUCUUCGCAGUGACACAGUAGAACGUACAAUCGAACUUAAAUUUGCGCCCGUAGUAGGUUUUGCGCGUUUUGACGAUUACUUAGCCGCCGGAUUUUCUAAUGGUCAAGUGCAACGAAUAUCCAUUUCAAGCAGCACUGAUUCAGAGCUCAUUAUUAGUAGUGGCGACGACAUGUCACAUUUGCGGCAAUGUCCAACCAAUCGAAAUCUGGUAGCUACAGGAGGUAAAGGCCGUCAAAACAAUUUAAAGGUUUUGGAUAUGGCAGCAGAUGGGAAACAAAUAUUCACUUCGAAAAAUUUGCCAAACGAUUACCUCCAGUUGGAGGUACCUGUGUGGGAUAGUGAUGUUGGAUUUAUAGAUUCACCACAUACGCUGGCUACUUGUUCUCGUUAUGGUUAUGUGCGGCUUUAUGACACACGUAAACAACGGCGGCCAGUGCAGUGUUUUGCUACCGAAGAACAAAUGAGUUUUGCUACUUUGGUCGCACAUGGAAAUUAUAUAUAUACGGGUACUACUAUGGGCGCUAUGAAGGCAUUUGAUAUAAGGCGCAUGAAGACUUUCGUACAUACUUACAAAGGAUUUACUGGUGCCAUCAGUGAUGUGUCAUUAGACUCUACGGGUAAAUACCUAGCUUCAGCCUCUUUGGAUCGUUAUGUGCGUGUGCAUCACGUCGAUUCUACAGUACUCUUGUAUCAAUGCUAUGUUAAAUCAAAAGCAACACGCGUUUUAAUACGCCAGUCGGCCGAAAACCCCAACAGUAGUACAACUGAAGCAACUGAAGAAGACCUGGAUAAAACCGAAAACUCGACAAAAAAGAAAAAUAUUGUGAAAGCUACUGUUCCAGAGGAUAAGGAGUACGAGGAUAUGUUUGAAAAUAUGCAAACUAUUUGUGACGACGAUGAUGUCAGCGACGCUGAGAAGGAAGAAGAAAAAUCUCAAAAAAUCGGGAGUAAACGAAAAGGGGAUAAAAACUUUAACAAAAGCAAAAAGAAGAAAGAGUGAAUUGAUGGAACUAUCUUUACAUAGGCUUAAAAAUGUAAAAAUAAUUUAAAAUUAGAGGUUAUGAUAAUUAAAAAAUAAAAUUUGUUAUCUUAUUAAAGAUA
This is a messenger RNA of Bactrocera tryoni, 1447 nucleotides long. Its product is annotated as WD repeat-containing protein 74. NCBI's taxonomy places the organism in Eukaryota, Metazoa, Arthropoda, Insecta, Diptera, Tephritidae. Gene Ontology annotation, biological process: ribosomal large subunit biogenesis. Gene Ontology annotation, molecular function: protein binding. Gene Ontology annotation, cellular component: preribosome, large subunit precursor; nucleolus. The coding region runs from base 102 to 1346 and encodes 414 amino acids. The record is from RefSeq and is a predicted model, not a curated record. The transcript is spliced from 4 exons.